GUUUCUAAUCCUCCGCAGCCACCAAAACGAAGCACAUAAACGUUAAAAUCUCGAAGUCCAAUAAACCCAAUCAGCAACUCCAUUAGUCCCAUCGCCUUAAUAUCUUUUUUUUUUUUUUUUUUAUGGAUACCAUAACCGGAUGUUGCCUAACUCUCAGACCUCGCAGUCUUGGCAUUGCUGACCAUCAUUCCCCACAGCUCUCCACUCCAAAACGCACCGUCUCAUUACUAUCUUUGUACAAAAACCAAAAGUCUAAGACCAAACUAACGUUAUCUUCAAUGGCAGCACCUCUUCAAGUCUCAGCGUUCUCUACUAUUGGUGCAAGAAAUGAGGAGUUGGGGACCGCAAGUUCUGGUCUUGUUGGGGAGAAUGAUUUGCUGAUUGUUGGUCCUGGUGUUCUUGGUCGCUUAGUCGCUGAGAAAUGGCGCCAGGAACAUCCGGGUUGUCAAGUUUAUGGCCAGACGGUGACUACAGAUCACCAUGAUGAAUUGAUUAAAAUGGGUAUCAAUCCAUCUUUGAAAGGGACUAAAGCAACACAGCAGUAUCCUUAUGUCAUUUUCUGUGCUCCGCCUUCUCGAACUUCGGAUUACCCUGGUGAUGUAAGAGAAGCUGCCUUGAGCUGGAAUGGGGAUGGUUCUUUCGUGUUUACAUCAAGCUCUGCACCGUAUGAUUGUUUUGACAAUGGACAGUGCAAUGAGGACUCUCCGGUAGUGCCCAUUGGGAGAAGCCCCAGAACAGAUGUCCUUCUGAAAGCAGAAAAAGUGGUGCUGGAGAGUGGUGGUUGUGCUAUUAGAUUGGCAGGACUUUACAAAGCAGAUAGAGGUGCGCAUGCUUACUGGUUGGAGAAGGGUACUGUUGAAGUUCGUCCAGAUCACAUCCUGAAUCUUAUUCACUAUGAGGAUGCUGCUUCCCUUGCUGUUGCAAUCUUGAAGAAGAAACUUCGGAGCCGGAUUUUCUUGGGUUGUGACAACCAUCCAUUAUCUAGGCAAGAAGUUAUGGACUUGGUCGCUAAAAGCGGGAAGUUUAGCAAAAAGUUUGUGGCCUUUACAGGGACAAGUGAUCCUUUAGGCAAGAGAUUAAACAACUCUAAGACUCGCGAGGAGAUAGGCUGGGAGCCAGAAUACCCUAGCUUCGCUCAUUUUCUUGGUGUCUCAAAAUAGAUGCUAUGCCUGUCAGCAGUAAUGUGAUGGCAUAGAGCUGACGGGAAGUCCACGGUUGUGACGGAAAGGAUGCUUGGUGCUGGGGCAGCUGAUUUCUACGUACCUCACAUUUGAAGGCAACAAACCACCUCCAUUUUCACUAUUUUUGGUUAGCAGCUGCAAUGAGAACCGGAAACCUGAACAUGUAUUUGAUACUACUCUUUAUGAAUAACAAGUCUUUAGAAACGUUUAGAUUGUGUCUUUGAUCUCUUGUCUUGCAAAUAAAAUACACUUUCAUUUGAUUCA
Molecule: messenger RNA, 1445 nt
Organism: Populus trichocarpa (black cottonwood)
Lineage: Eukaryota; Viridiplantae; Streptophyta; Magnoliopsida; Malpighiales; Salicaceae
Exons: 9
Coding region: 123-1160 (345 amino acids)
Source: RefSeq, a predicted model, not a curated record